This is a messenger RNA of Gastrolobium bilobum, 2061 nucleotides long. RefSeq names its product probable arabinosyltransferase ARAD1. Gene Ontology annotation, molecular function: glycosyltransferase activity. Bases 141 to 1610 code for a protein of 489 amino acids. The record is from RefSeq and is a predicted model, not a curated record. The transcript is spliced from 3 exons. Lineage: Eukaryota; Viridiplantae; Streptophyta; Magnoliopsida; Fabales; Fabaceae.
UUCCCCCUCCUACUUAACAAAACAACGAAGUCUCGUGUUUUCAUAGGUCAACCUGCAAGCUGAAGAUUGCGGCGAACCUGUACCCUCCCCGCGCACGUUAUCAAAGUGCGCUGCCACCGCCGCACCCGAACUUAAAACCCAUGGAGGAGGAAGGAUCCAACUCUAACGCCCGAAAGGCCAACAAGAAGUCCAAAUGGGCCUUAUACAAAGCCCAAGCCCAACCACUCUUCUUCGCAAUCGCGCGAAAACCGUUCUUCAACAAAACCCUAGCUACCUUCUCCGCAAUCCUCGCAUCCUACAUUCUCUUCUACGCCUUCUACCUCCGCCACGAUUCAUCCACCCUCGACAUCACCUACAUCACCGACUUAACUUCCGCCGCAACUUCAGUCGCCGCCGACAACGGAACGAGCUCUCCCUCCGUCAAGGUCUUCCUCCACGAUCUCCCCCGGCGAUUCACCUACGGCGUCAUUGCCGGCCACUCCGCCGCCCGCGGCCGUCGUAUUUCCGAAGACGAUGACGUGUCCUCCCUCAAGUAUCCCGGCCACCAGCACAUGGGGGAGUGGUACCUCUUCUCGGAUCUCAUACGACCCGAGUCAGAGCGGGUUGGGUCUCCCGUGACCCGCGUGAUGGACCCGGAUGAGGCGGAUCUGUUCUACGUGCCGUUCUUCUCGUCGCUGAGCUUGAUCGUGAACACGGCCCGAUCCGCGGACGGGUCCGGCCCGGUUUACAGCGACGAGGAGAACCAGGAGGCGCUGGUGGAGUGGCUUGAAGAGCAGGAGCACUGGAGGAGGAACAACGGGAGGGACCACGUGUUCAUUGCGUCGGAUCCGAAUGCGCUGGGUCGGGUCAUGGAUCUGGUCAGGAAUAGCGUGCUGCUGGUUGCGGACUUCGGGAGGUUGAGAGGGGACCAGGGUUCGCUGGUGAAGGACGUAGUUGUGCCGUACUCGCACCGUAUCAGAACGUACGAGGGUGACAUUGGCCUCCACAAUCGUAACACCUUGUUGUUCUUUAUGGGGAAUCGAUAUCGCAAAGAGGGAGGGAAAAUUCGUGAUGUACUAUUUCAAAUUCUCGAAAAUGAAGAGGAUGUCAUAAUAAAGCAUGGAACACAAUCCACUGAGAGUAGACGAGCAGCUUCACAUGGAAUGCAUACAUCAAAGUUCUGUUUACAUCCUGCUGGAGAUACUCCAUCGGCCUGCCGACUCUUUGAUGCUAUUGUUAGCUUGUGUGUUCCAGUGGUUGUUAGUGAUAGUAUUGAGUUGCCCUUUGAAGAUAUUAUAGAUUAUAGAAAGAUUGCAAUUUUUGUUGAAUCUUCUCCUGCUGUAAAGCCAGGAUAUUUGGUGUCAACGUUGAGAGAAGUUACCCCAUAUAGGAUCCUGGAAUAUCAGAAGGAACUAAAAGAGGUGAAGAGAUACUUUCAGUAUGGUGAACCAGAUGGAACAGUUAAUGAAAUCUGGCGCCAAGUUAUAAAAAAGUUACCCUUGAUUAAACUAAUGAUCAACCGUGACAAAAGGCUGGUCAGAAAGGAACCUGACUGCUCUUGCAUAUGUGCUAACCAGACUGCUAUUGGAACCUUACAGCACGUUUCCCAAACAAAGGUGUUUGACAUCUAAAGCUUGUGGCUCUCUUCGUCCUGUUAUUUCACUCUAAUGAGGAAGUUUAAUUUAUACUGUCACUGGAGGAAGAAUGUCUCGAAUCUGAUACAUCUUGAGGCUGAGUGACCCUUGUUUCUUUCAUAGGAUUUUUAGCUGCCAUGCUACAAGUAUAACUAGCCCACUUUUCGUUGGGUUGCUAUAGAUACCAAGGAUAAGGCUAAGGCAAAAUUGGAGUUAUACGUUACUGAAUUGUACAGGGUAGGGAAUAAAGUCGUAAUUAUUUUAUUCAAAUAAGGUAAUAAUUAUUGUUAUUCUUUAGGAAAAAGUGCGUGACAUUUUAAAGGAUGUAAAGUUGUGUCAUUUUAAGAGAGAGAAAGAGACAGACAAAGGAAGAGAGUGAGUUGACAAAAAAAUAAAAGUGUGGAUUCUACUUCUUUGUGAGAGUAAAAUAAUAUAAGUUGUGUUAUUU